AUGCAGGCAAUCAACAAGAUGUUGAUGCACCGGUUUGCGCGCCAUGGCCUCUUAACGGCGGUCUUUUUCACGCUCUUGAUGACAGUGUGGUCGUUGAACUUGGAUUUUCUGAUACCAAAUAGACACAAGACCGCCCAAGAGAGGUAUCUCGAGGAAGAAAAGCGUUAUCCUAGGUUAGCCGUCCCUCUGGGUCAUGACGACCGUACCAUCCUCGAAGAUCCUCGUUUCGAAGGGGAACAAGGCAGUAAGACCCCCAGGAUAUACCGACCAUACCCAGACUAUGGCAGUCAAGAAUGGCAGAACACGCAUCGGAGUCCGUUUGUUCCAUGCGAGGGCCCACGUGGAAAGCUCCUGAAUGAGAGUUUGGAUGAUCAGGUUGGCGUCUACGUUGGCGUUCCGCAUGAGUUCCCAUCCCCUAUGUUUGGUAGCCACGAGGCCGUCGGGUUCAAUGGUCAGGUUUCCUUUGACCGCUACAUUAGAUAUGGUGCUUAUGGUUUCGGAGAGGACGAAAGUCAUGUCUCCAACUGGAUCAAGCCAUCCAAGGUCAAGUGGAGCGAAGUGGAUUGGUCAGACCUGCAGCGCCAGUGCCAUGAUCGCAAUGCCGCCAGAUACUCGCAGAAGAAUGACGGUCUCUCCAAAGAAAAACAGCAGAUCGCGCCCGAGUCACGAACUGCUGUCCUAAUCCGGACGUAUGUCGGGAAGAAGUAUACCGAGAAUGAUCUUCAGGCCAUCCGUUCAAUGAUCACUGAGCUGUCGCUACAAUCAGGAGGGGAAUACUCUGUCUUUUUGCUCCUUCACGUCAAGGACUCACAAUUCCCCAUUGACCAGGUUGAAGUACACCAGAAGGUCUUGAAAGACAAUAUCCCUGAAGAAUUCUGGAACAUGACCAUUCUCUGGAACGAGCCGAUGGUCGCGGCCCGGUAUCCAAAUCUCGACCGCAAUGUCGUCGAUGUCCAUCAUGCGCAAUGGCUGUCCGUUCAAAAUUUUGCCCUACGACAUCCCGAGUUCGACUUUGUGUGGAACUGGGAGGUCGAUGCUCGGUUUACGGGCCAUCACUAUGAAUACGCCAACAAGGUAGCCGAGUUUGGUCGGAAGCAACCGCGGCGGGGAAUGUGGGAGCGCAAUGCUCGCUUUUAUAUCCCGGCAGUUCAUGGUGACUAUGACAGUGCUUUCCGAAAGUUUGUGGAGCAGAUCGAAGACGAAGCGGUCUGGGGCCCUUUACCCAUCGGUCCCAUCCCCGUGAAGGACAGGGAGACCGUUGGUCCCUCGCCGCCGGAAGCUGAUUACAUUGGCUUUCUUCCAAUAUUCCACCCCAUCGGUACAGACUGGAUCAUCCGAAACGAAGUAUCAGGGUAUAUAGGAAACCAUACUCCCCGUCGAGCCUCAUUGAUUACACAUUCCCGGCUUUCGAGGAGAUUGUUGCUCGCCAUGGACGCGGAGAACCUCGCUGGUCGGCAUAUGGGCUCGGAGAUGUUCCCAGUCACCGUCGCACUGCAUCAUGGCCUCAAAGCGAUUACCGCUCCGCACCCGAUCUACUCGGACAAGAACUUGCCUCCGGAAAGCGUGGAUAAAUGGUUCAACUCCGGUGUCAAUGGAAGAGCUGGAAGCACAAAGAACAGCCCCUUUUCCUGGGGCCGGGAAGCCCGCUUCAGGGACAUCUCGUGGUACUAUCGCGCCAAUCUGGCCGGACGGUUGUAUUGGAAUUUUCUGGGAUGGCGCAAGGAGGGCACUGGAGGGAAGCUGUACGAGACCUUGCACGGACGGGUCUGUCUGCCGUCGAUACUUUUCCAUCCUGUCAAGGAUGUUCGACCGGACGCGGAUAACACACACUAUAAAUUUGAUUACGAGUUGGGAUACGUUGCCAUUCCGUGA
Messenger RNA from Aspergillus novofumigatus IBT 16806, 1872 nucleotides. Its product is annotated as DUF3405 domain-containing protein. The record is from RefSeq and is a predicted model, not a curated record. Lineage: Eukaryota; Fungi; Ascomycota; Eurotiomycetes; Eurotiales; Aspergillaceae. Bases 1 to 1872 code for a protein of 623 amino acids. The transcript has 7 exons.